UAUUGCUAAGGUAUGGGCAGGUCUCCACGUCUUCAAGCCCCAGAGAAAAAUGUUCAGUGAUGUAAUUUCACUGUCAUUUCCGUUUUAACCGUUUGUUUAUGUUGACCCUUUUAGGAUUUUCCUGGGUAACAACCUUCAGUCUUCAACAACCCUAACAGAAAACUCUCUCACUUUACUCAGCUCUCUCGCUAGGAAUACGCUGCAUGAAACGGCUUGUCCCUGCUCUAACCAUUCCUUUCACCAGACUUGGAGAUGCUGUUAGCUCAAGGUAAACAGAACUGCUCAGCUAAUUACAUGAUUAUGCCCGGCCGUCACCAAGGAAAGACUAAAGGAAGUUCUCGAGCUGGGGAGACCCAUUCGGGAUUUCACCAGGGUUACCCACCUGGGUACCUUUUCGCGCAGACCUGCUCGGCCCUAGAGGAAAAGAGGGGUCUUGGCACACGAGGUAUACCAAGGCAAUCGAGGCUAGCACCCAAGUUUCUUCGGCUUACCUAGCUCAGCGACUUCGCGUCUCCCUAGUAACCACCACUUCCGGCUCCGACCGGAAGCCCGCAAAGUCACUCGGCCAAAGGUGCGCCCGCCGCACGGGGGCGGAGAGAGUCAGUCAGGCCCAGAUUGGACCUACAUUUCCCCAGGGACGGGAACGGCGUCUCUGGGUUGAGGGCUCACGACUGGUCCGGGUGCGACUCUUGGCCUGGGGUUGGGCUCCAUGGACGCCUUCACUCGCUUCACCAACCAGACCCAAGGCCGGGACCGACUCUUCAGAACCACUCAGUACACAUGCAUGUUGCUUAGAUAUUUGUUAGAGCCUAGAGCUGGCAAAGAGAAGGUGGUAAUGAAGCUCAAGAAGCUGGAGUCCAGUGUGAGCACUGGCCGUAAAUGGUUCAGACUAGGAAAUGUGGUACAUGCUAUACAGGCGACUCAGCAGAGCAUUCACGCCACUGACCUGGUGCCCCGUUUAUGCCUAACAUUAGCCAACUUAAACCGUGUGGUUUAUUUCAUCUGUGAUACCAUCCUCUGGGUGAAAAGCGUAGGGCUUGCCUCUGGCAUCAACAAAGAGAAAUGGCGAAUGCGGGCUGCCCGCCACUACUACUAUUUUCUCCUGCUGAGCCUGGUCAGGGAUCUGUAUGAAAUCUUCCUGCAGAUGGAACAGGUUGCAAAUGACAGGGCAAAGAAGGAGAAGUCACCAUUCCAGAAUCCUCUCGGGCACAGUGUGGCAGAUGAGAAAACAGAAUGGCUCCAGUCCUUUCUCCUUCUCUUAUUCCGAUCCCUGAAGAGGCAUCCUCCCUUGCUUCUGGACAUGGUGAAGAACGUUGGUGAUAUCCUGAACCCUUUGAACCAGCUGGGGAUCUAUAAGUCCAAUCCUGGCGUCAUUGGACUUGGAGGUCUUGUGUCCUCUGUAGCAGGCAUUAUCAUUGUGGCAUAUCCUCAGAUGAGGCUGAAGACUCACUAAGGCAGGAUUAGCACCUGCUUUAAAAAAUGACCUCUUAGUGGAACGGACACUUGCAUUAAUCACAGACUGUGUCACACUGAACUUAAGGACUUGUUCACAUGAGCAUUUAGUGACCUGUGAUGUGAGCAGAAGCGGAGCCAGGAAUGGAGGAGUAUGAAAAUUUAUGAAUGGUUUUUAGAGAGCUGAUGUGACUUCCAAAUAUUUUCCCUUCAUCUAACAUUGAUUGAGCAUCUCAUGCAUAUAGUAGGAGCUUAGUAAGUGUUUGCUGAAUGAGUAAAAAUUGAAAGAGACCCAAAACCCAACAAAUAAGUAAACACUAACAUAUAGUAACUUGGGUCGUGUGGAUCACUGGUUUUGUACAACUAUAGUAGGUGUGGUACUCAGUGCUCAGUUAGAUCUAGCAGAGGGCCCUGUUUUUCUCUGAUCAGUUCCUCCCCCUUCUCCUCAAAAAUGUCAGUGGCAGGAUGGAGGGGAGCUUGUUGGCCCUUAUCACUGCACUCUUAUCCUUGUUCUGUCCAGAAGCAGAAUCAGAAAACAUUGGUUACCUUCAUGGUAUAUUGUGUCUGUGGGAAGAGGUGAUCUUUAGGUAGUGAGUAAGCAAAAAUCAGAAGCAGACAGAAGGGACUUGAGGUAAAAAUAGUGUGGACGGCCACACAGGGUAACUGUAUGUAGCCUAUGACAGGUGAGGAAACUGUGGUGGAAAAAGUUGAAGUGAUUUACGUUCAACGCUUCCAGUUCAAUGUUCUUUCUAUGAUAUCUCACUGCCUUCCUGAUUGAGUAGAAGUGUGAGAAUCUCCAGGAUCCUAUGCUUUUCAUCUCUCCUUCUCCCAGAAUUUGGAACCUCCAUUGGUCAGUGAUUUAUAUUCUAUAAAAAUUAAAACCAUGUAUAAACUUAUAAGCUAAAUCGUUUUAAUCAAAACCCUAUAAUAGUUUGGGCAAUUUCACAGUAAUUUUCAUCAAAGUUUACACAGUUAAAAAUUAUAACUCCUUCAUGAAUUUAGGAGGAUCAGUUUUUUUUUUUUUUUUUUUGGAUAAAUCAGACUUUCAUAUGGUUGGGAGAGGUAGAAAAGAACUAUAAGGAGCCAAUGAAGAGGACACUAGAGUAUUGAGUUGAUGCCAUUUACUCGUGUUCCUACUUCCAGCCUUGGGUGUUGGGCUCUUAUUACAGAUCCUUUAGAUUUAGGGGAGCAAGUUGGAUAAAUAGGAUGUUAUUAGGUAGAAGGCCAAUGUCAGCCCUGCCAGUUAAAGCCAUCUCAUUUAUCUGAAUGGAAAUGAGAAAAUGCAAACUAAAUAAAUUUUCCCAUGAAUGUGAUGGAGACUUAAAAGCUAGACUCAGGUCCUUGGCUCUCUAUUUUUAAAAUUAUCAAUCAAGACGUGGGAUUUGGGAAAGGAUAUCUUAGCAACUUUAAGAGAAAUGAAAGGUGCUAUAUCAGGGCAAAUAAAAAAUUCAACUGUUUUUACCUUGUCUAGAUCCUCUACUGUAAUACAGAUUAAUCGUGUCUAAUAAAUUUCUAGACAAAAUGGACUCUUUGUGAAUGUGUUCUGGGAAUGGAGAAGAGUUCAAAGUAGGGCAGUCCAGCAGAUAAUUCUUAAUCAGAGUGUACACAGUCGGAAGACUUUGCUCUGAUAAAAUGAGCUCUGAUGAAGAAAGAUUUAGAUGUAGAGCCACUGGGUUGAAAGAGACCUCUUAGAUGGACUCUUCCAGACUACUGCCCUGGGAGGGUCCUGUACAGCAGCCCUCUCAGUGGUUAUAUGGCUUCUGCCUAGAGAAGUCUGCCUUGAAUUUGUGGUGGCACGUAAAGGUGAACUAUAUCUCGGUACUUUUAUCCUCUGCAAGUUAGGGCUGUGGUGGGGAGUUUGGGAGAUGCCACCUCUUCUAGCAUUUGCAUAACCUUAAUGGUGCCCUGGUACCUCACUUCCUGUAUAUCCUUUUGCUUUCUAACUAACCUCCCCAGCCCUGAGCUUCCACUCUUCAUGAGGGAUUCUAAAAAACAAAUUCCUUCUAGUUGUACAGACCAGCACACUCACAACUGAACAUUGUUGCUUGGGAAUUUAUUCAACAACAAAUAUAUGAGUGCCACGCUUGGUUCUGGGGAUCCACUUAUGAACAAGAUGGCCAAAGUCCCUGCUCUCAUGCGGGAGGGGUGGGAGUAGGAAUGAGGAAAGAAGGAAGAUAACUGUCCUUCAAGUUGCUGCAUGGAAAAUGGACUCUUCCCUCUCCCUCUGGGACUCUUCUAGGCCCUUUCACCACUUCUCACCUCUCACCCACAUCCUGGACUCCCAGCUGAAGGGGCCAAAGGACUAGCUUUGUCAGCAGAGCUUUUAGGCACAAAGCCUCAUACUCCCUAUGGCCCAAAGCUGCUACUCCAAAGGCUUAAAAUUGCCCUUUGGCCCAGGUUUCUCUCCAGACACAGCCUCACAGAUAACUCCUCCUGAGUCUUAAAGUAAGGGCAGAGAUUAUAUCUUUAGAUAUUUUCUUACCUCUCCAUCACUGUUUAUAUUUUAAAAGCCCAGAUUAGAUAAAAAGUAUUAAAUGUAUUACAUAUUUAUUACUCUUUUUGGAGGCUCCUGGGUUGACUGGUCCUGCUUUCUUGACCACUCGUUCCCUUCAUUGUUGUAUCAGAGAUAAAAAAUGUAUCACCAAGGCUCUAGCAUAAAGCACUGUUUCUCCCCAUGUGCUUCUUUCCCAUUACCCAUAGCAUACAACUGAAUAGAGGGGUCAACAAUAGAUACAAUUCUACCAGCAACAAAGAAAAUAAGUCUUGUCCUCGCCCUUCAUUUUAAGAGGCACAGUCUUUCACCGUCUUUGAAGCCAGGAACUAAAACUGGGGCUCUUGCCUGAUUCCUUGUUAAGGAAGGGAUGGGAAAUGAUAGUUCUUUGUUGUUUGGGUGCUGUUCAGUAACAGAAUCAUGGUCAACACUCACUCCUCCAGACUUGUAAGAACAAAAUCCAGUCGACUCACCCAUUGCACAUUCUAGUGGCAUCUUAGGCCAGGUAAAGUUGAGUAAACUUCCUCGAGCUCUAGGAAUUUACAGAGGUCAAAAUUGCUGCCUCAAAGACUGGAUUGCCAAGGACAGAACCUCCAGCUCUGGUUCUCUUUUUCACUGAGGAAUUUUAUCUCCAUAAUCAAAGUAUAGCAUGUUCAAGUGAAUUCGGGGUUUAAAUCUUACUGUUAAAAAUUCACUCUUGUUAGUAAAUAAUAAAAGAUGAAAGAAAUGGGUUGGAAACUGUCCCACAGGAUCCUUUACGGAAAGGAACUAAAGAUUACAGAAUUACAUAAAACUUCUGAGUUAAUGGAAACCCUGGUGGCGUAGUGGUUAAGUGCUACGGCUGCUAACUAAAGGGCCGGCAGUUCGAAUCCACCAGGUGCUCCUUGGAAACUCUAUGGGGCAGUUCUACUCUGUCCUAUAGGGUCAGGAUGAGUUGGAAUCGACUCAGCGGCACUGGGUUUGGUUUGGUUUUGGUUUUUUGAAUUUAUGAGUUGAACAACAUGUAUCCCAACGUCUUCUUUCUGGAAAACAGGUUUUUGAGAAUUGGGGGCCAGAAACAUGUUGCAGAAACAAUAACUUCUCAGGGCCUGGAUUUCCUUCAGUUCUGGGAUUCACCUUCAUGUUGGCUAAAUCUCCUUGCAGAAGUUAGGAUAUGCCUAGGAGACCCUGGGUAAAAUAACCGUGGCAACCGGCUGACCCAGCUUUCUCUUCCUCUCUGCCCCCCUCUAUCUGGGAGGUGUUAGUAGCAUUGCCCAAGACUCCUUGGAGCAACUGGGAUUGUUACUGCUCAAGGAGACGCUCUCCAGCCUGGGACUCUGUGGGGCUGAGGAGGCAGUCAGCUAGAGUGAGUGUGGGAGCAGCAGCUGUGGGGGUCCUGGGGCAUCCUCCUUACCUGGGUUGUUUCUGAGAGUUAAGGGAGUUGAGGAUAAGAAUCUGGCAAGGGUCACCUGGGAAGUUUUAUUAGAGGUGGGGAAGUGUGCAGGAAAUCACUGAAGGAGAGAUUAUUCAAGGUGAAUGACUGGGGGUGUAGAGUAGACAUUCUUGGGCCACUAACUUUUCCAGGGUACAGGUUAAAUAGCUGUUUUCAGAGAGGAGCCCUGGUGGCACAAUGGUUAAGCGCUCAGCUGCUAACUGAAAGGUCAGCAGUUGGAACCUACCAGCUGCUCUGCAAGAGACAAGACCUGGCGAUCUGCUCCCAUAAAGAUUUACAGCCAGGAAACCCUAUGGGGCAGGUCUACUCUGGGUCACUAUGAAUCGGAAUUGACUCAGUGGCAUGCAGCCACAACUGUCUCACCUGAUUGGGCUUAGAGGGAAGGAGGACUGGCAGAUAUGCUUGCUUGGAAGUAGAGGAACUAACCCAGAGCUUUUUCAUUAAAAACAAAACUAUUAAACCUAAAACUUGUUAUUUUAAUCACUUUUGCACCCUCAUUUAAGAGCUCUUAGACUUCAUCUAGGAGCCCUGGUGGCGCGGUGGUUAAAGCACUCAUCAGCCAACCGAGAGGUCGGCCAUUCAAACCCACCAGCUGCUCUGAGGGAGAAGAAUGUGGCAGUCUGCUUCCAUAAAGACUUGCAGCCUUGAAAACUCUGUGAGACCAUUCUUCUCUGUCCUAUAGGGUCACUGUGAGUUGGAAUCGACUAGACAGUAGUGGGUUUGCUUUGAGUUUAGACUUCAUCUAAAGCCUCUUAUCUCUGACAGCUACCUUCAUUCUUCACUUCUUACCCUGAACCCUUGCAAGAAACAUCUGUCUUGACAAGUGGGCUGUGGAGCAACUCGUUCCUAUGGGACUUUAAGAAGUGGCUUCUUGUCUGUGACAUUUGCCCUCCAACCUAUGUCUUCUAUUCAGGGAAAUUGAGAUCCCGGGCAGUCUAGGCUCAGUCGGUGGCCAUGAGAGGUAGGGAACUGCCCGUGUGGAUCUCAAGCCUAUGGGCUU
This is a messenger RNA of Loxodonta africana (African savanna elephant), 6375 nucleotides long. RefSeq names its product peroxisomal biogenesis factor 11 alpha (gene PEX11A). The coding region runs from base 710 to 1453 and encodes 247 amino acids. Lineage: Eukaryota; Metazoa; Chordata; Mammalia; Proboscidea; Elephantidae. Gene Ontology annotation, biological process: peroxisome fission. The transcript has 3 exons. Gene Ontology annotation, cellular component: peroxisomal membrane. The record is from RefSeq and is a predicted model, not a curated record.